UGAAGAAAGCUAUGCAAAUUUCCUUUUCCAACAUUUUCUUGGGGGAUACGGACGCCCUACUAGUACCACAAUUCUUUUAGGGAGCAGGCCAGUGUACCACGUGCCCCGUGUACCGCCGAGGUAUACAUUGGGCUUGCGGUACAUCGGGGUGUACCCAUUCUUUUAUUAACUAUUAUUUUAUUUUUUAGUCGGCAAAUCCAAUAAAAGAAGUUCAUUUAUUGUUCAGUCAAAUUAAUUCUUUAUUGCAACAAAAUAAACAGCAAGGCAAAUUUUUCUAAAAUUAAUUUUUAUAAUUUAAUUUUCAGAAUAUCUUUAUUUAUUACAAUUCUUCAGUCAAUUGAAAUUUAAAUAUUUUAUUUAUCGAGUUGGAAUAAGUGUGAAAAAUGGAGAAUUAAAUAAAGAUUUUUGUGCGUUACAAAUAGAAGAAAUGGCCUCAUUUUUGCGGAAUUGCUGGCCUUGCCCAUUGGCUGAUUCGAUAGAUUAUGUUUUUAGAUGGAAGUUGAGGGACAAACUUGCUCUGCAACUUUAUCAAGCAUUUCUUAGAGAACCAUCAGAACGCAAUUUAUACGCUGACAGAUAUCAUAUUUUUUUUCCUUGGAUGAUUGAAGUAAUUGAUGAUAAAAAAAAUAGAGGACGAAAUGAAUGGGUAGCUGUUUUAGUCAAAUUAAUUGAAUUGGAUUUAAAUAAAUUAUUGCCUAAUUUUAUGAGAGAAAAAUUGCACAGUGAAAUAGGAAAUCUUUUUAAUUAUGCUUGUAAAAAUAGAAAUUUUGAUGUUGCGGAAAAAGUUUGGGAUUAUUGUAAAAUUACUGGAUUAUCGCAUAGAUUUAGUGUCAAUUCUUUAUUUUUAUUUACACUUUAUCAUUGGAUGAAUGGAAGGAAAAUGAAAGCAAAAACAAUUGCGAGUGUUUUACAGUCAAGAAUUAGAUUCCUUCGAGAUGUUUCUAAUAAUAAAUUUAAUAAAGUAAUGGAAGAAAUGAAGGAAUACAAGAAUAUUCGUGAUCGCUUUUUAGAAAUUAAUAGAAGUUACAAGGAUAUUAUGGAAAAUCCACAAACGAAAGAAAGAACGAGGAAGGUAUGCAAUCGAGUUUUGAAUGGAUUUGUAAAUGAUUUUAUAGACGGCAAAAAUAGAAAGUGA
Messenger RNA from Meloidogyne enterolobii, 1135 nucleotides. NCBI's taxonomy places the organism in Eukaryota, Metazoa, Nematoda, Chromadorea, Rhabditida, Meloidogynidae. The record is from the annotation of a GenBank genome assembly.